AUGGCAUCUCUUCUACUGAUCUUGGGCCUGUCUAGAUCGGACGAAAACCCCCCGCGAUCUCGUCUCACCUGGCAUCGUCGUCGUCGUACAGAGACCACUGCACCUCCACCGUAUCAGGCAGAAGCAGACAUUGUACCAGAUAUUCCCGACCCGACAGUUCGUGAUGCUGGGUCAGAGCCCACGAGCGAGACCGUGGAAGAGAGCCCUACUACUACCCAGCACGACGAGGACGCACUGGCAGAUGACGAGGCCAGCGAGCCUUCUAGUCACGCGUCCACUACCCAAGAGGCUGCUGGAAAGAGCACCGCGUCGAGUCUCUCUCGAACUCGUGGCUCUAACCCUCUGAAGAGCAUCAUUACCCGCUUCCGCUACAGCAAAUCCAGCAAACCCAAUGAACAAAACGAGAGCUCGGAGCCAGCCCAACCAACCCAUCAUCCAGCAGAGAGUGAGGGAUCAGAAGCCCCGACCCGCCUUCCAGGUGCCUUCUCUCCUCUAUCUCGGAACCCACCCUCUGCCGGCUCGGAGGCUACAGAGCAGCAGCGAACCGUUAGUGGUCAAACUGCUGAAACACAGGACUCGGAAAAUACCAGUGCAACAGUGCACCGGCACUCUUCUCAGCUCAGGACCCCGGUUUUGGAAUUGCAGCAAGAUUGCUUCUCGCCAGCUUUCUUCUCAGACUAUGGGCCAGAGGCCAGUCACUUUGCCGAAGGAUCAGAUCCCAUCGAGGAAGGGAUGCCUCAGGCAAAUGCGCGUGCGCCUUCAAAGCGUUCUUCAAAGCGCUCCUCAACGCGCUCCUCGAACCAGUCUCCCAAGCAUAUCUCCAAGCGAUCUUCGAAGCAGCCCUCGCAUGAGCAAAACAACGAGAGUGGAUCCACUAGUAUGCAGCCCACUUCACAGCCUCCUCCUAAAGAUCAGAGCGUGUUCAGCUCCCGCCAUACAUCUAAUGCCAGCUACGCGAGUCGAGCUUGUCUACUUGAUCCCGUGAGGGCAAUUAGAGGAUUCAAUUUGCUUUCGGAGCAGUACAACCUCCAACUCAAGCUCGUUGAAGAAGCUCUAGCAUAUUUUGUUGGAUUUGAUGAAUUUACGCCAGCGGCAAACAAGGCAGACCAAGACCACGUUCAAAACCGAAAUCUGGGGUCGAGACUAAUUCCUGGGCCUUUGAAAUUACCAGCAUGCUUUGUGGCGAUGAUUCUGUACCUGCGAAAAUAUGGUCACAACACCAACGGUCUAUUUAAUGAGGGCGACGCCCGAGGUGCCAAUCGUCUGUACGACUACUUUGCCAGUCACGUAUUGGACGCAGAGAAGGAAGACUCCAAAAUUGCGAUAACCAUGCGAACGAUCGCAAUGCCGUAUUGGGAGGGAGAGUCAAGCUCGGAACAAACAUUGACAGAGGGUCUUACAUUCCAAGCACUCUUGACGGGGCUGCCAGACGGGCUCCUCGGCUCUGUUCAACUCUUCGAGGCUCUUCAGACCAUCUACGAUGCCGACAUAGUUGCGCCUAUCCCAGCUACUCCAAGAAUCCAACUCAUCACUUUUGCCAUUAUUGCAUUGACCAGCGAAAUGCAGCGGGCUCUGCUCUGCGCUACCUUUGGGUUAUUAGUCCGGCUUGGUCAAGCAUCGGAUGCAGACCGGUCUGUUUUGCCUGCCGGGACUCCACUCCGACGAGUGGCGGGUCCGCAAAAUCUAGAUUAUUUUGCACGGGCUUUUGCACCGACUCUGCUUGGAUAUCGGCACCUGCGAGAUAACCCCGAGGAGGCCGGGUAUCUUGCUAUCGUGCGGCUACUGAUGGAGAACUGGCAAGGCGUGAACCGACAGUUGCGGGAUUGGGCUGCAGGGGUAAAGCAGCAAGAGUGA
Messenger RNA from Penicillium manginii, 1854 nucleotides. RefSeq lists its product as uncharacterized. The transcript is spliced from 3 exons. The coding region runs from base 1 to 1854 and encodes 617 amino acids. The record is from RefSeq and is a predicted model, not a curated record. NCBI's taxonomy places the organism in Eukaryota, Fungi, Ascomycota, Eurotiomycetes, Eurotiales, Aspergillaceae.